AUGUCUUUCUUUGACAUUCCAUACCUUGACUUUUAUGACGAGACUUCGCCUGCGCUGAUUCUUGGCGCCACAGGUGUUUCCUUGAAGACGCAAGAGUUGUAUGCUCUUGUUUUCGCCACUCGCUACUUGGGCAUAUUUACAGAUUUCAUAUCCAUGUACAACACGGUCAUGAAGCUGAUUUUUCUGGGGAGCUCAUUCCUAAUUGUUUGGUAUAUGAGGUGCCAUAAGAUGGUCCGCAGAUCAUAUGAUAAGGAUCACGAUACGUUUCGACAUCAAUUUCUUGUUCUACCUUGCCUUAUAUUGGCCUUGCUUAUACAUGAGAAGUUCACUUUCAGGGAGCUGAUGUGGACGUUUUCCAUUUAUCUUGAGGCUGUUGCAAUUCUUCCUCAACUUGUCCUGCUACAGCGCACAAGAAACAUAGACAAUUUAACUAGGCAAUAUGUAUUCUUCCUAGGUGCAUACCGAUCACUAUACAUUCUCAACUGGAUUUACCGCUAUUUCACUGAGCCAGACUAUGUACAUUGGAUAACUUGGAUAUCAGGAUUCGUGCAGACACUAUUGUACGCAGGUUUCUUCUAUAGAAAUUUCCGCAGUUGGAAGAACAACGUUAAAUUCUUGACCACUUGA
Messenger RNA from Phragmites australis (common reed), 627 nucleotides. Its product is annotated as ER lumen protein-retaining receptor-like. The transcript is spliced from 6 exons. Gene Ontology annotation, biological process: protein retention in ER lumen; endoplasmic reticulum to Golgi vesicle-mediated transport. Gene Ontology annotation, cellular component: cis-Golgi network; endoplasmic reticulum; membrane. Gene Ontology annotation, molecular function: ER lumen protein retrieval receptor activity. The coding region runs from base 1 to 627 and encodes 208 amino acids. The record is from RefSeq and is a predicted model, not a curated record. Lineage: Eukaryota; Viridiplantae; Streptophyta; Magnoliopsida; Poales; Poaceae.